Neoarius graeffei (lesser salmon catfish) is the source of this 8262-nucleotide messenger RNA. RefSeq names its product aryl hydrocarbon receptor 2 (gene ahr2). Bases 298 to 3369 code for a protein of 1023 amino acids. Lineage: Eukaryota; Metazoa; Chordata; Actinopteri; Siluriformes; Ariidae. The record is from RefSeq and is a predicted model, not a curated record. Gene Ontology annotation, biological process: regulation of transcription by RNA polymerase II. Gene Ontology annotation, cellular component: nucleus; aryl hydrocarbon receptor complex. The transcript has 11 exons. Gene Ontology annotation, molecular function: transcription cis-regulatory region binding; protein dimerization activity; nuclear receptor activity.
UGUAGAGUGACAGCUCGCGACACACGCACACAGAGAGAGAGAGAGGCGCGCGCGGAGAGGAAGAAGGGGAAUCUGCUGUCCGCCGCGAACACAGGAACUUUCCACGAGCUUCUCCCCCCUCCCCCCCCCCCCUUCCCCCCCGUGUUUAACUGUAGAGGGAGAGAGAGGAGUCGACUCCGCGCCGUCUGGAUGUGAAUCGACUCGGAACCGAAGCUCCUGGGUGUCGGUACACGGAUAAACCGGAGGAUUCUUCCUGUGUUGUUGUUGUUGUUGUAUAAGGAGAUAAAUGUAUACGUUAUGAACACUCACACCAUGUUACCCGGCGGCGGAACUUACGCGAGCAAGAAACGGAAGAAGCCCGUUCAGAAAAUACCGAAGCCUCCCCCACCCGAAGGUGCCAAGUCGAACCCUUCGAAGCGACACAGGGACCGGCUAAACAUGGAGCUGGACAAACUGACCAGCCUGCUGCCCUUCUCUGAGGACGUUCGCUCCCGGCUGGACAAACUGUCCGUCCUCAGGCUCAGCGUCGGAUACCUGAAGGUCAAGAGCUUCUUCAAUGCGACUAUGAAGAAGACAGGGGGCGGGGCUAACGGCUGGCCGAUGGGGACUCUGGGAGGAAACAGACAGACAGUCAGCAGUCUGGAUGGAGUGAGCUUCUCUGAGGAGGAGUUACUGCUGCAGGCUCUGAAUGGCUUCGUGCUUGUUGUAACAGCUGAAGGUUAUGUGUUCUAUGCCUCACCUACCAUACAGGACUACCUGGGCUUUCAUCAGUCGGAUGUGGUGCACCAGAGUGUGUUCGAGCUGAUCCAUACUGAUGACCGUGCCGUGUUCAGGAGACAGCUGCACUUCGCCCUGAAACCCGCACAGGGUGAUCUCGCUGACAAUGCUGAUGGCCUCCAGAAGAAGAGCGACGUCACCACUAUCAUAAAUUACAGCCCUCAACAUCUCCCACCAGAGAACUCGUCCUUCCUGGAGAGGAGCUUCUGCUGCCGCUUUCGCUGCCUCCUUGACAACUCCUCUGGCUUCCUGGCCCUGAACUUCCAUGGUCGACUGAAGUAUCUUCACGGCCAAAACAAGAUGGCAGAGGAUGGCACCAUGGUGCAUCCUCAGCUGGCUCUUUUUGCCAUAGCUACACCCCUCCAGCCACCCUCUAUUCUGGAAAUUCGGAGCAAGACGCUUAUCUUCCAGACCAAACACAAGCUGGACUUUACACCUACUGGCAUUGACACCAGGGGGAAGGUGGUGCUGGGUUACAAUGAGAUCGAGCUGUGCAUGAGAGGUUCUGGUUACCAGUUUAUCCACGCCGCAGAUAUGAUGUACUGUGCUGACAGCCACCUGAAAAUGAUUAAAACGGGUGAGACUGGUUUCAUAGUAUUCCGGCUCCUGACGAAGUCAGGAGUUUGGGUCUGGGUGCAGUCCAACGCCAGGCUCAUCUAUAAGGGUGGACGACCAGACUUUAUCGUGGCACGACAGAGAGCCUUAACUAAUGAAGAAGGGGAAGAGCAUCUUCAUCAGAGGAAGCUGCAGCUGCCCUUCAGCUUUGCCACUGGAGAAGCUGUCCUGUAUGAGACCACCCCUUCUCCAGACAUAACUAACAUCUCUAGCCAAAUCAAAGAGGGUAAGAUCAGUAAACCUGCCACGCUGCCUCCCAGUUCACUGUUGAGCUCCAUGCUGAAGCAGGAUGACUCUGUGUACCAGACCAACAACAAUCCCAACUCUCAGUUCUGCUUGGAAAAGGCAUUCCAGGACAGCCACACCCUUCUCAAUGUCCCUGGAAAGUCCUGGGCAGGAGAAGACCGGAGCAGUGUGGGCAUCAAGGAGGAAUCGGCCCUGCACGAAAUGAUGGACAGCUUGCAGCAGAUCAUUGGGGACAGCAGCAUGUGCGAUAACUUUGAAGAGCUAACCAUCAAUCAGGACGAGCUAAAGGAAUGGGAGAACGCGCUGCUGCGAAUGAACAGCAUGAGCAGCACUGAGAUACCCUUCGAGCUUAAUGACAUCAUGGCCAACAACAUCUUCACAUAUGUGGAGGACGUGCUGUUUAAUGAGAGCAGCACCAACAUGAAUGACCAACUUCCUGAGUGUCUGUCUGAGCUGCAGCUGCAGGGAGACCUUAAUGAUCUCUUUGGCAUGUCAGAGGACCUUGAAACAGGUAGCUCAGGAGGAGGGAUGAUGAAACCUGCUCACACUGGGCCAGAGAUGCCUCUGGGGCAGCAAGCAAAUCCUGUGGAACCAUUUGUGGAACUGUGUGAAAGUAUUAUUUCUCCAUUUCCUGGCCAACAGAACCAAGCCACGUUGGUGCAGCAGAGAGCAACAAGCCAACAGGACCAAGCAGAGCUCAGACUGCAAGUUCAGAACCAUAUCCAGAGCAGAAACCUGGGCUAUCCAGAAAAUGUGACAUUGCCCAACCUUCAGAACCAAGCGCAACAUGUAGGCUUUCACAACCAUAAUUCCAUCCUGUUCAAUCAGGCAGUCCUGCCGAGCAGUCAGUGGGCAGGGCCCCAAACACCCAGCAGUGAGAGUAUUCCAGUUUUGCAAAACGCCCUCUUAAACCCUGCACCAAGUGCCUGCCUCAAAGGACAGUUUCCUCUCAGUAAUCAGACUGUAGACAAUCAGAGACUUACGACAUGGAAGCAACCCCAACCUUCUGUUCAACAGGGCCAGACCACAUUACCCAAAGUUCCCAAUGUCCAGAAUAUCCCAGAUGGUAAUCACAUCCAGUCAGUUCUAUUCAAGAGGCUAAUGCUGCAGUCUGACUGUGGCUCAGGGUCCCAUCCACAGCUGAAUGUAAUCGGUAAUACAGUUUGUGGCCAGCAGGGGGAGCUUGCACACCCAUCUAAUGCUGUGUUUGAACAGCAGGUAGAACGCUUACAGACGCCUAAUGCAGUAUGUGGACAGCAGAGGGAGCUCUUACACCCAGCUAAUGCUGGUUUUGGGCCACAGGAGCUGAUGGAGACGUCUAAUGCAGCUUAUAACCAGCAGGGGGAGCUGUUGAACAGCGAGACUCCUGCACCCAACAGCAGUUGCAUGUUUAAGAGGACAAUUCAGGCUCCCGUGAAUGGUUUAUGCUACGGUUCAGCUGGACAGGAUGUGGCAAUUUCGUCCUGCCAGAAUACAAAAGAGUUCAUGGCCCAGAAUUCGGCGCAGGGCUCAUAUUUCUUUCAGAACAGACUCGCGGGGAACGUGUUGAACAACGGAGGUGUGACACCAGACAGCGCCAUCGCCUGCCAUGUGCAACAGCAGUUCCUCACUCACAAUAGUCAGACGCAGAUCACAAACCGUCCAGUCAAGGAGAACGGACCAUUCCAGUUCACCCCUGUGACGGGGGGGAUGCCGUGCUUCACCAGCAACACCCAGAACGACAGCUUUUAGAAAGGAAAACUUCUGUCCAGUGCAGCUAUCUUCUGUGAAUGGAGAAAGGAUGGAGGGAUGUCCCUGUGAAGAUACCGUACACGCGUCUUCAUGUUCACGCUCUCCGUUUCGUUUUAUCGCAGCUGAAAUACGUAAACGAGAUUGAAGGCUGAGGGCUGGACUCGUCGUGGUCGUACCAUCAGACAGACUGUUUGUGAAAACCUGCCUGUCUGCUCACAUGCUCAUUUAUUCAAUCAUUUUGUUUGUGUGUUUGUUCUUUUACUCGUUUCCUGCCCAAAGAAGUUCAGAAGGACAGAAAAAUGAACGCAUUUUUGCAUUUUUAUUUUUUCUUUUGGUGCAUUUCUUUGUGUGUGUGUGUGGAGCAGAAAGGAUCUGCUCAGAGCCCAGUUAUGAAGUAUGCAAUAGGAAAGAUGGAAGGGGACGAAAUUCUGAAAUUUUCUAUAUUUAUUUAGAAAGAGUAGAGCCAUGGAAAAAAAAGGGAAAAGCCUCUUACAGCUCUUGUGUUCCCUUUCAGAUUUCUGCCGAUGCACUUCAGAAGGUGAGAUCAACACCUGUAAAAAUGACUGAUUGUAAAAUUAAAAAAAAAAGGAUGAAAAAAAAAAAAAAAAAACAGACAGAUUGUGUCCUGCAUCCAAAGACGUAGCACUAUGAUAGAAUUCAGAUAUAAUUCGCCUGCAGCCAUGUUACAUCAGGCAUCGUCUAAUUUAUAUCACUCCCACAAUGCUCUGGAUCUGUGGGGGGCCAAAACUACUGCCUGACUGAUCGCUGAAGCAUGUCUUUCCAGCUGUCCUUCCUGUUUUUUUUUGUUUGUUUGUUUGUUUUUUGACUCGGGAAAUGCCCCGCCCCAAAAUCCUCACCCAACGACACUAUUGAAUGCGGGGAGAAAUACCUCACCUGACAGCGCACACAUUUUAACUGGAUGUUUUGGUGGACUUUUUAUCUGGAACAUCAAAGAAAUGUAAGCAGGAUUUUCAUCGCUCGGAGAAAUUUUCAUCACAGUAGUGUAUUAAGAUGAUAUAAUAAUCACGAUAAAGGACUUUGUAUAUGUAUACACAUUCAGCUUUUUUUUUAAGUGUCUUAAAUAUGCUUUUUUUUUUUAUAUUUUAUGUGCAUUUUAACAAAUGUCAUUGAGCCAUUUUCGUGUCUGCUUGUACUGAUCAUGAUGAUUAAUGCUUUCACAGCGUGCUAGCGUGCUGACUUCUGGUUCCUUGUAGGAGUUAGCCAGUUCGCGUCUUUUCUUCGAGAGCUGGUAUGGCGCGAUACGAGUCAGAACACUUUGACAAAGAGUGUCAAACCUUCAAAUGCACACACAAGUCAGGCUGCAAGCCAGUUGUUUCACAGUCGUUUCUUUUUCGUUGCUUUAUUUUGACGUCAGACUUUAUUGAAGCAGAUCACGUAUUUACUAAUCCCCGCCCCGUGUUGGAGAACUGUCGUACGUGCCUUACUCUUCUCUGACACUUUAGCCUUUUAAUAUGACUAUAUGUAAUGAAUAUAGCAUUAUGAACAUGUAUAUAUUACCAAGUCUAUCAGAUAGAAAUGCUUUCAUACCUCAGUAUCAAGGAAAUAUGACUGAUUGAUUGAUUGCAGACACUUCACUUCUCUUUCUGCUAGUCGCUAGUCCUGAACGUUUAUUUCCACAGCGGUUGUGUGGAAAUGCUAAUUGCUAAUUCUAGUUUUAUCUACAUGCCAGUGCUGCUCUGCCUUUUGCGGAUUUUAAAGUGCCCGGGAAAUGACAUAGAAAAAUGUUGUUCAUUUUCACAAGAAAACUAUUAGACGACUCGUCUUACACUAUGUGCAAAAUUUGGUAAAUAAAUCCUCCGAAUGAAUCCAAUUAAAUACUCUCAAAUUAAAUUCUUUCUGUUCUUUCAUCAUGAGCAUGAAUUUGACUGGCUGAUCUCAGCUCGGACGUGACCUCACAGCAGAAUCAGAGCACCAUCACUGUUACACGAGUUCAUCGGCAUGUGCAAAGGAGUCGUGCGAAAAUCACAAUCAAGUCUUUUAUGGUCCCUUUUUUUUUUACUUGCCAAUAUACAGUACAAAUAUCAAUCAAGACCCAUUUUCCCUCAAGACACGCCCAGUGAAUCCUCCCACAUACCCUCAGAGAACAAGAAGAAGAACCCUAACGCAUGAUUGGUCUGUCUUUCAGAAGCCAGACUUCCUUCACAUCCAUGACUCCAUCCUUCUCUCACCGAGUCUCGUUUGUCCUCCAUAUUUAGUCAGUGAGAUGGAUUUGAUGGCUGAUGCAAGCAAGGAAAUCAUUUGACACAUGGAACCAAAUCGUAACCUUGAAGAUGCAUAAUGGGCUCUUCAAAUCCGAUCUGUUUUUUUAUUUUUAUUUUACUGCAUUCUCAAAUGUUCCCAGCAGACUGAGAUGUUGCUGGAUAGUUAGAUUGGACAAGUUCGCAUCCAAGUCAGAAAUCUCGCCUGCUUGAGUAGCUCCAAAAAUCUCCAUUUGAGAUCUGAUCACACUGGGAACUGACUGCAGUGUUGAGCUGAUCUUAGAUUAGAUUUUGUUGGAGUGAGGUUUUAAGGUUUGAAAACUGUGAUCAGGAAGUCGAGCUCAAGUCCUGUAUGAAACCCUGCUGAGAUGGCGUGGCGAUCAAACACCCCUGCAGAGUGAUCAGACCUCUGUGCACAGAAGGUUAGAUCAGACAUGAGAUUUUUCCUUCAGAAAAUGGCUUCAGGAUCAGAAGGUCUUGUAGAUGGUCUUGAAUCAUAUUUCAUUGUGAAGAUCAUAUUGUGAUCACAUCUGGAGAUUAGAUCGGGAUGUAUGGAUGACUGUAUAGACAGUGGUGAGAUCAGACUACAGAAAUGGUUUUGAGGAAUGUAUAAAAAAAAAAAGGGUCUAUUCCUGCAGAGAGUGUAUCAGGAUCAGAUCUCUUUGCAGAGAUGGUGUCCAGAUCUGAUCUCCCUGCAGAGUGGAUAUUGGGAUCAAAUUGCUAUCUGCAGAGAUGGGAUUGAGAUCAGAUAUGCAUGCAGAGAUGGUGUUGAGGUCAGAUAGACCUGCAGAUUGGAUAUCAAGAUCGGCUAUUCCUGCAGAGUUGUAAUCAAGAUCAGACAGACCUGCAGACAUGGUGUCAAGAUCAGAGAGACCUGCAGAUUGGCUGUCAAGAUCAAGCAUAACUGCAGUGUUGGUAUUGGGUUCAAUCUUCCUGCCCAGAUGUCACUGAGAUCAGAUAACCCUGCAGAAAUGGGACCAAGAUCAUAUAGCGCUGGAGAGAUGGUGUCGAGAUCGGAUCUCUGCACAUACGGUGUGGAAUUUGAAUCUUGCUGUAGACAGGAGCAGAUCGGCUUGUCGAACGGCUGUAAACUCGGAUGGCACGCUUCACUUGGACCAUGUGGAGUGUGCACUCUGCAGUAGGGAACUACCCUUUCAAGUGCACAUCCGUAUUCUUGAUUGGAUUCGGGACGCGUCCGAGUCACCAGCAUGGAACAGCGAGCAGAUUGGAGCUUCAUUUCCACUCAUGAUGUUCAGAGCCGUUCAGUUCAAGGGGCGGAGUCAGAGCUGCUUUGAACUCGGACUCUUUCUAAUGCAGCUUGUUGAAGUGCCUUCAGAAAUUCUCAUCUGCUUUCCCCCUAAUUUUCUGUUUUCUCUUUGGACCAACUGAUAAAAAGAGGGGCUGAAGGUUUUAUGCAAAAUACAGGGUUUCCUGAAAAUCUAAACCAAUCGGAGGCCUUACAGAUAUUUCACAGACUUUUUCAUCGUCGAAUUUUUAAACACAAUCUCUUGAUAAAGAAAUUAUUUGUCUAAGAAUCCAAAUGAGCAAUGUUUAUAAAUGACUGAUGGACAGGUGAAAGGUGUGGGUGUUUUUGGGGGGGGCAUUAUUAUUAUUUUUAUUAUUAUGAGCACCACCUUUUUAAAUUGCAUAGCAAUACAAAUUGCAUUGAUUUUUAAGCUGGAGUGUGUAACUUUGAAAGCUUUUUGGUUGUUGUUUGUGGAAUGUGUCCUUAGAAAAGGACAGUCAAGGAUCCAGUCCCAAUGACGGCACCGAAUUAGCUAGCUCGGUUUCGCGUGUAACGAUUUGCUUCCGCAGUUCUGUGUUUAUCCCUGUACUGUGUUUUAUGAAAUCAUUUCUUUUACAGAGGGACACCAAGAAAGCGAACCACUUAGGUCUUUGUUUAUUCCAGUGACAUCAUGUCGGUGAAACAAUAGCCAGCUAGUGACAUUUAGUGCGUACGUUGUGCCCCAGUGACCUUGCUACUAGCUAUUUAGGUUUUCAGUGUUAAUGGUGUUAGUUCAUGAGAUUGCAGUCCUGACAUCUCCAUCUUUAACGAGUGAUGGUGUACGUGUCUGAUCAGAUCUGAUCCGAGACACUGUGAUGAUGAAAUUGUUGGAAUGUGAACAGAACAGCCCAAAAACAACCUCGCCUUCAGAGCUUCGCAGCAUCCACCAAAAACAAAGCAGCAUUUUACUGUUAAAUGAAUGAAACAAUCAUUUAAGCACUUGCUUCUUCUGAUGCUUUUUAGUUUCAUUUAUUUGUCUCUUUUGAAAUGCAGUAUCAGUGUUUAUUAUUAUUAUUAUUAUUAUUAUUAUUCAAUGUUAUUUUGUUGUCUUUGUUGCUUUUCACAAUCUUUUUUUUUUUGCGCUCACAAAUAUAGUAUAUACAUUUUUUUUUGUAAAUUUCCCUGAACACCUUGUACAAUGUGUAUACGUUUGUUUCUUUGCCAAUGAUUUUUUUUUUUUUUUUGUAUUAGCAAAUGUCUCGUGUGUUUGCUGUGUCUGUUUACGUCUUUAUAUUAUUACAAGCGUUUAUUCUAACGAUCAGCCCGGUUUGUCAGAGUGUUGUUAUUAUCAGCUCUCUUUCUCUGAUCAGAGUGCUGAUGUUCAGGAGUCAGGAUGAGACUGAAAGCUGCCAUGACAAGAGGCAGUGAAAUAAAACAUGCAGACAAGAA